AUGGAUGAGGAGGUUCAGGAAAAGCAGCUUUUGGCCGAGGAAGAAGAUGGAAUGGAGCAGCUAGUGGCCGAGGAGGGACUUGAAGCAGAGCAGCUUGUACCUGAGGAGAGCUUAGCCAUUCCAACUGGCCCAAUCACUCGUUCACGAACUAAGGCACUAAACCAAGCAAUUGGCAAAGUCCUUAGCGCCUUGAACCAACAAGAACACAAGCCAACCACUUUGAUCAUCCUCUCACUUGUUGUGCGUAAUAUGAACACGUUGGAGGCGGUGUUAGAGUUUUCUUUCCGCUGGAACUCUAGUAUAGCCAAUCGAUCCAUCUCUCAAACCAUUCAAUCAUUCAUCAUCGGUUUCCUUGUGAUCCGAUCCACUCCUUCACUUACCUUCAUAGUCGAUCUAUUCCAGGGGCGUAUCAAGUGGUAUCAGAGCCCCUUGAAGCUAAGUGAUCUCGAUCUUUAUGUUUUUGACUGUUCAUCUUCUAAAUCUGAAAAUCGUAGAUCUUGA
Molecule: messenger RNA, 501 nt
Organism: Microthlaspi erraticum
Lineage: Eukaryota; Viridiplantae; Streptophyta; Magnoliopsida; Brassicales; Brassicaceae
Source: the annotation of a GenBank genome assembly